GCCAAAACUAAGCAGCCAAGUUCCCGUUGCCAUGGCAAUCAGUAUCACUUCUCCUUGGGCAUCAACAAGUGCCACUUCGGCUGCUUCUUGGCACAGACCUUGGCGAGCAAGUACCAGAAGUGAUGCAGGCCGAUCUGUAGCCUGGCGGCCAACCAGUACGUCAGCCAAGCUGGUGGCCGCGCUCGUUGUAAGCGGUGCCCAUAGAAAAUGCUGCACGCGACGCACCGCUGCACUGCCACGGGAAGCAGUGGCUGCAGUGUUUCCGCCAUCGAGAAGUUCUCCAAUCGAUCAAUAUGGGAGGCACUGGCAAGCAGCAGUGUCGCGAAUAGGGCCGGCUAUCCCGAAGAGCUGCGCAAAUGCCGCCGCCAGUUGGCGUAGCGGUGCGGGUCAACUUCGAGUCGCAUGCUAUGAGGCCGGCCCCGUCAGCGCUUUAGCACUGCGUGGGGAGACUCUUUGCCUUGCCAGCGCUGGCCGAAUCCGUGCAGUGGAUGUACGCAGCGGUGACAAAGUGGGAGAGUACUACAUUGGAUCGCAUGUGCCAGCCACAAUCACCGCGCUCCAUUUCAAUGAUGACAUCGUUGUUGGUAGUGAUUCUGGUGGAGGGCUGCAUGCCUGGCGGUCUGAAUUUCCCGAUUGCUGUGGGACUGCCUCUGCGAACAUUACAUUUGCACAAGAUGGUGCUUCAGCCCACGACCAGGCCAUUACAGGCUUGCUUGUGGCAGAAAGGCUUAUCGUCAGCAGCAGUCUUGACGGGAGUGUCUCAUUCUGGAAUAUCGACGAUGCCAAAGGGAGCCGCUUGCAGCCCCGGAGUACCAGCAAAUUUGAGUCGCCCCCUUCGUGUUUGUGUUCAGCCGGUUCAGACGCCGUGUAUGUUGGCUUUCAGGACGGGUCCGUGAAGAAGUUGCAAGGAGACUUGGUAUCCGACGUGUCGCCCUCCUCAGAUGUUGCAGUUACGGCUUUGGCUUUCCAUGAGGCUAGCGGCUCUUUGAUCGCUGGCUUGUGCGAUGGUCAGGUUCUCCUUCUGCAAGAAGAUGGAGAAGCUGCAGUGGCAGAUGCAUUUCAUUCGCAGCCUGUGCAGCUCGCAUCAAGUUGGGAAAGUUGCCAACAUUGGCUGGCCAAGCAAGCAUGCUCAGAAUGUGGCCUUCAGACUGUGGCCUCGCCACACGAUGCAACCUUCAUUGGAUGCCAAGGACACAAUUGCAAUUUCUAUCACAUUCAGAGGAAGCUAUGUUCUUAAGCACUGGUUCAGAUGGUCGCGUUGGUGUGUGGAACUGCGAGGGGGAACCUUUGUGGGGUCUUCGUGGAUUGGCCGCUGGCAGCAUUGCUAUUGCUGCAGACAGCAGCAGACUUUUCUUCAACGGUGUUGUGAUGAACCCCGCCACUCCAGGUAACCUCGUUUUCGUCAACAACUGGAGAGAGAUAAAAGCCCCGUUUGACGAGGCGGCGCCAGCAUGUGAGUGCAUUUUGUGCGUGGAAUUUGCAAAAUAGCGUGAAGGAGCC
This is a messenger RNA of Effrenium voratum, 1500 nucleotides long. The record is from the annotation of a GenBank genome assembly. NCBI's taxonomy places the organism in Eukaryota, Dinophyceae, Suessiales, Symbiodiniaceae.